UAUUAAUAGUCUUUCUAUAAAGUAUGUGAAUCUACAAAGUGCCAAGGGGACGUUUUUCAGUACCUGGCGAUAGUUAUUAUGGCUGUUCAAGCACAGUUUUAUCCUGAAAAUAUGGGUUUACCUUUGCCCAUGUGUGGCCUUCAGGAUUGGAUGGUAAACACUGCACCUGCAGUUCCUUCGUUUGAAGCUGAUUUUUUUUUCAGUCUUCAAGAUCCUUCUAUGCAGACGGUUCCUUUUCAUGUUCAACAAAACGCUCAGAACUUGGCUUCUGCUGCAGCUUCUUCUUCUUCAACGUGUGAUAGUUUUCUACCCAUGUCACUUUCUCAAUCUUUAGAUGCUCAACUGGAGAUGCAAAGGCAGGAACUUGAUUGCAUUCUUCAAUUGCAGAAUGAGAGGCUAAGAUCUGCUUUGCUAGAGCAAAGGAAGCGACAACUGGCCAUCCUGCUAAAGGGUAUGGAAACGAAGGCCUUGUAUUCGAUGGAACGAAAAGAAGAAGACUUGGCACGAGCAACAAAGAAAACAAUGGAGCUUGAAGCCUGCCUAAGAAAAGCAGAAAUGGAGGUCGAUGCAUGGCGAAGACUAGCAAAAGCAAAUGAAGUAAUGGUUAUAGAUCUAAACAACACAUUGGAACAGGUCAGAGAAAGCCUAGUCUGGGUCAGCAAUACAGCCGAAGAUGCAGAAUCCCUUUUUUGUGGUUCGUGUGACACAGAACAAGGAGAAGUAAAAGAAGAGAGCAGCAACAAAAAGAUGGCUUGUAAACACUGCAACUCUAGGAACUCGUGCGUUCUCUUUCUACCUUGCAGACACCUUUGCUCGUGCAAGUCUUGUGAAGCUUUUCUUGAUGCUUGUCCUGUCUGUGAAUCUGUAAAGGAGGCCAGCAUGAAGGUUUUUUGGGUCUAA
Molecule: messenger RNA, 900 nt
Organism: Durio zibethinus
Lineage: Eukaryota; Viridiplantae; Streptophyta; Magnoliopsida; Malvales; Malvaceae
Product: putative BOI-related E3 ubiquitin-protein ligase 3
Molecular function (GO): ubiquitin-protein transferase activity
Source: RefSeq, a predicted model, not a curated record